Peromyscus californicus insignis is the source of this 10942-nucleotide messenger RNA. Its product is annotated as olfactory receptor 52W1. Gene Ontology annotation, biological process: G protein-coupled receptor signaling pathway. The record is from RefSeq and is a predicted model, not a curated record. Lineage: Eukaryota; Metazoa; Chordata; Mammalia; Rodentia; Cricetidae. Gene Ontology annotation, cellular component: membrane. The transcript has a single exon. Bases 5571 to 6539 code for a protein of 322 amino acids. Gene Ontology annotation, molecular function: G protein-coupled receptor activity; olfactory receptor activity.
CACAAAAAACAGAGUCAAACUCAGCUUCUUGGUAACUGCUUUUUCUCAGUUAUGCUCCAUUUCCUAGCAGCAAAUAGAGUCACAGCUCCUUUAGGAGGCAGCUUCCUUGGCUCAGUGUCUAACAUGGGUACAGCUCUUUUAAGAGGCCCUGCUACCAAACACUUAAAUGGGGUUUAUGAUCAGUGGGUGAUGUGUUACUUGGUGGCAGCAUGUACUCAACAACUUCCCAGAGCUGGGGCGGUAAACAUGGCUCCUGCCAGUACCUCCACCAUGAGGCUAAGCUCUCAGACAACCAAGUGGGGGGGGGAAUGAGCCAGCCACCAGCUGCCAUGCAAUGACACCAUUCACAAAGCUGAGCAUUGCCAGCGACUAACACAGCAACUUAAGAUUCAUUUCAUGUGAUCUAAAAACAAUACAGAUGCUCAGUAAAGACAGAUCUAGAUUUAAAAAAAAAAAACUCUAAAUAGGUUAGAGUGUCUUAAAAAUAUACACGGGAUUGGGAGAGAAAAUAGAAAGGGUAGAGACAGUCAUAGAUAGAAAAUGUUUAAAAAUAAAAAACUAAACUCCUUAAAAAGGAAUAAAGUAAAAAAGUAUAUAAUAAGCCAUGUAAAAAUGAGAAAUAUACAGAGAGUCUGGAUUCUGUAUGUUAUUGUGUUGUCUUUAGAUUUUCUGGUUGCUAAUGAAGGAACAACAGCUGCUAAGACACAUUGGAUAUAAAAACUGCUGGAUUAUACCAACCUAUAUAUUUUAAAAAUGUCUUGACUUCAAAAUGAAAAUCAAAGAUAUGCUACUUUGGGGUUAUGCUUUUUUUCCACAGGAACUGAAAGGCUGUGGAUUCAUUCCAAGUUGAUAUGGAUCAGGUUUGAUUGGGGAAGACAUCCUGAAAUCUUGACUACAGACACAAAGAAAUAAACCUAGAAGAAUGACAAGACACAUGAUGUAUAUUUUAUCUGCUCAAACAUAAAACAAAAAAGAAUCACCUUUGACUGACUUAUGUACAAUGCACAAUCUAUACUUGUAUUAAUACAGACAUGUAUGUUACCUAUAAAAGUUUAUGUAUUUUCAGAACAAGGAGAUCAGACACCAAUGAAAAUGAAUGGCACAUGUGAUCCAGCAUCUCAAAAUGUCUCUGUUACAGUCUCCCCAGAAUCCUACAUCCAAAACAGCUUCAAGGCUGCUGACUGAGAUGGUCCAACCUCACAAACUACUCCAGUUAAAAACAUAACAAUUAUCCUGAUUUUCUCAAGGUUUCCCCAAAGAUGUCAGUGCCCACAGACAACAGGAAGUAGUCUAGAGAAUAAAGCCCACAUUUCCAAGAGAUGGGGUUUGGGAGGGUUUUGAUUAUUCAAUGAAUUAUGAAUGUUUGUCAUUGUUUAGGGGGGUUGGUUAUAAGUUAUUAGACAUAGUCAAAAAAAGAGCUAAACAAAAAGAGUUAAAUUCGCCAGGCAGUGGCGGUGCAUGCCUUUAACCCAGCACUCGGGAGGCAGAGGCAGGCAGAUCUCUGUGAGUUUGAGACUCGCUAAAGAGCGAGUUCCAGGACAUGCUCCAAAGCUACACAGUAAAACCCUGUCUCGAAAAACAAAUAAAUAAAUAGAUAGAUAGAUAAAUAAAUAAAUAAAUAAAUAAAUAAAUAAAUAAGUUAAAUUCAAAGUUCUCUUUCUAAAGGAAAAAAGGAUAGGAGUGGCAUUAAAAAAAGGUAGAUUAUUAAAUCUACUUUAAUCCAAAAGAACAACUAUUAAUCUCAAAAUAUUUUACAUUGGUAUGGAUUUUGGUUUAUUGACACAAAUUUAAAGUUUAUUUUGUUAUACUGUAUUUAUGUUUGUACUCUUGUUUGGGAUAUUUUGUUUAUGUAGCUCAUUUAAAAUAUAUAUAAUUAAAAAUACAGAUUAAUAGUCAACUAUAAUAGUCAAAUUUAUAGUCAGGUAUGUUUUCAAGGUCAUAUACAGAUAUAUUUAGAUAGAUAGAUGAUCUUCAAACACUUCAAAGCUCUAUAGACUAUGGCACUUAAGAUGUUUCAAUAAUAUAAAGCUUUUUAUAAUAAUGAGACAGUCUACUCCUGGCAGCACCAGUCUACUUCAGAGAAGAUGAUGGGCAUUGAAGAAACUCCAUAUGGAGUUUGCUUUCUUUAUGGCAAAAGUUAGCCACUGGUCAAGAAACUGCCCUUGCCUCAACUGUUGACAGUAUGUUGUCCAAAUUGGACAAGCAGGACACAAAAGAAAGCAACUGCUGAACUUUGUCAAGACAAGGUGGGACAGUCCUUCAAAAUUCCUGAUUCACAGGAAAGUCUGUCAAAUAUCCUAGGCCUGUAGGCCAAAGAUGGAUGCCACAACGUUGCAAAGGAACCUUGAGUGACUGUCCAAGCAGCCAGUUGUCUUUGUCAUUUCUAUAGUUUUGGAAGUCAUUUGCUUUGUAUUUCCUGUUUACUCAGAUAACAUUAAUAUCCUUCUCAGGUCUUUGAUGGGGUUGAAGACUAGAUAGUUACAGUUACAGUUCUCCCUAAUCAUGAUAGAAAGUAAAUUAGGUACAAAACUCUGGACUCUUUAAGAGAGGACAACUGAUGGAAUAUUUCCUCUAUUUUGCCAAAUACAAAUGGACUGAAUAUUGUAACCGUAAUUCUUACUUGCUAACUGUUUUUGAUGUAUAUAAUUUUACUAUGUUAAAGUUAAAAUCUUCCUUUUUAAGUAGACAAAAAGGGGGAAAUGUGGAAUAUUCCUUUACACUGUGUGAAUAUGUCACUGUGAUUGGGUUAAUAAAGAAGCAUACUGGCCAAUAGCUGGACAGGUAGAGGUUAGAAAGGACUUGCAGAAAAAAAGAGAGUGCAAAGAGGGAGCAGAGGAGUCUCUGAGAAUCAGGAGGAGACAUGGAGAGAAGAUGAAUUUGUCAUACUGAAAAAAGGAAUCAAGCCACGUAGCAGAGCAUAGAUAAAAUGGGUUAAUAUAAAAUGUAAGAGUUAGCUAGUAACAAGCCUGAGCUAUUGGCCAAGCAUUUCUAAUUAAGAAGUCUCUGACUUUAUUUGAGAGUGGCUGCCAGGACAGGAAAGCUCUGCCUACAAAUAAGAGGCUUCUUUUUCUGUGUUGCCAUUGUAUCAAGUACUGACCUCAGUUAGUGUAACUGCCUUAGUAGUUCUCCAACAACUUUGUAUACCACUGAGCACAUGAGAUUAUAAACUACUGGAAGGCAGCAGGUUUCAUUAUAGUAACUGCAUCUUCCCCCAUGUGGCACAGGACCAGGAACAAAAGAGUUUCAGUCAGUUCUGCUACAGUGUUGGUUUGAAAUGCAAAUUUGUUCAAAGACAGCUGACACAUUAGGAAACUGAGCAGUGAGUUUCAUGCUUAUAAGUGAUUCUGCAAUUUCAGAAAUGAUAAACAGAAAACUUCACACAGAUGAUACUGGCUGAGCAGGAAAGCUCAAUAUGUACUCUUCUUCCAAUAUCUCUCAGCUACCUCAGUUUACCACUAUAACUUUCAACCCAAUUCUGACAAGUCUUUCUACAAAACUCAAGUUUUUUCUCAAGAUAAAGGGCUGUAUUUAUUGUAGUACUUGCAUACUUUCUAACCAUAUUAUGCCUAAAACAGUUCUGUCACUUCUUUUGUAUGUGUGUGUGUAUGCAUGUGGAGGCCAGAGGUUGACUUCCUCAAUUGCUUUCCAUUUAUUUAUGGAAACAGGGUCUCUUGCUAAGCUUAGAGCUACUCUAGGCUAGCUAGCUUAUUCAAGGGACUUCCUGUUCAUUUCCUAAUUGCUAGGAUUACAAGUAGGCCACCACAUCCACUUGACUUUUAUGUAGGUGCUAAGGAUCCAAACUCUAAUCUUCAUACUUGUAUGGCAAGUACUUUAUCCCACAAGCUAUCUCCCUGGUCUUCAUUUCUACCAUUUUCAUGUGUUACUGAUAUUUUGGGAGUGCUACAUCCUUACUUUCAUUUUUCCAAUAAAUCCAUUGGUUUUCACUAUGAUUUUUGCAUAGUGUGGUCAUUUUAAGGAUGCCUCUUUAUAGCAGAAAGAACUGCAUUCAGCAGUCUUCUGGUUGAUGGUGAACAACACUUUCUCUUCUCCAUAGAUAUCUAACUCCUAAAACUGUAGUAACAAGUGUAUUUGUCAUUGAGGCUAGCAGAUCUGCCCACAGUUGAAGGUAAUAAAUGUUUAUUCAUAAUCAACUGCAUGCUAAGCAAUGUGAGGCUGUGAAGACAAUGUGUCUAAUGAGAAGCAAUGCUUGUACUAGGCUUCUACAGUUAUUACAAUAGAGUUGGGUAGAUGCCAUUAUAGAAUUAUACAAGUUUUCUCCAACUACAAAAACCUCCCGGAGGAAGCAUUCCUCCUUCUCAGAUAUUUCAAAGGCUUUCCUUGCUUAUCCCCUUUCCUGUUACCUUACUAAACAUGCUGAGUCUGUGAGCACUGAGCAAGGAUACAGUACCAGGAAGAGUUAAUAUGGAACAGGUGGGAGAGAUAAGGGCCCCGAGGGAUGCAGGUAGAACAGUUCCAUAAAAGGCCCCAAGAGGCACUGGUCAAGGUAGAGAGAGGCUGCCAGCACACAGUGCUCAGAGUAGCUCCCUAGUCAAGUCUUCAGCUGGUGGCUUUGUCUUCCCUCAACGUUGAAGCUUCUGCUGGGGGCCAGAUGCUUGCAGGGGGCUCCAUCUCCUCAUCCUGCCUCCUCUAUCAGAGGUGUUUCUUCACACAUUUAGUACUCUGGGAUUUUUACCAUUUCCUCCUUCAGUUGCCUUACCUCUGAGGCAUUCCAGAAGUAAGACUCUAGUGGAAUCCCCUUCUGGAUCCAGAAGAUGAAAGGACACCAAGAAGAAAAGCUUCUUUUCUGCUGUCAUCAUCUCUCUCUCUCUCUCCAUUGCUCCCUACUCCCAACUUAACUCUCUACCUGAUGUUCCAGAUUACAACAUCAGCACCAAAUCCAGAAUAAUGUAAGCACCCCUUGGGCCCACCAAAUUUCCUCUGUCAUUCCAGGCUCCCAGACUCACUCCAGAUCUUACCUGUGACCCCAUUAUAGUUUUUCCCUGUCUUCCUAUUCUGCCUCUCCUUGCUUCCUAGUGUAUUGGUACCCCAAAUAUUAAUUAUAGGAAACAGUUAAGAUCACUGUGUCUACCUCUAUUAUAGAAGCAAAAUCAAGAGGCUCAAAGUCCCUCCCAAAAAUAUAGUAAAGAAGAGAUAACCUGAUCACUCCACACCAGUUUUCUUCCCAAAUACAGAGACCAAGACUGACUGUCCUUGGACUCUGAGGGAGAAAACAGUCAUCUCAGCUCUGUCUCCCCAGAUACUCACACUGAAGGAUUCUGCCUGUACCAGCACCCCAUCAGUCACAUACUUCCUUAACCCUUCCUUUCUACCCCUGCCUCUGCUCUCCCUAUAACACUCAUGGAUUACUAGGAGCAAGGAUUCUCCCAUUCUAGCUAGUGUCAUUAUCCAUCCAACCUGUCUCAAGCAAAAAUUAUGUCCCUGUAAUAUUCCAGGCCCUUUACCAGUCCAUGUAUGGGUUUGUGCCACUGUGACAUCCCCAGAAUCUCUCCUCCUGCCCUUCCCUCAUCAGGAACAAUACCCCUGUGAGACCCAAACUUCAUCCUUACAAGAUGGCACACAGUCCAACUCCACAGUCCAACUCCACCUUCCAAUGCCCAGCUUUCUUCAUAUUGACUGGCAUCCCAGGGUUGGGAGAUGGCCAGGCCUGGCUGACACUGGUGUUUGGGCCCAUGUAUCUGCUGGCCCUGCUGGGCAAUGCAACACUUCUGACAGUGAUCCGGAUAGACUCUACACUGCACCAGCCCAUGUUUCUACUCCUGGCUACACUGGCAGCUACUGACCUGGGUUUAGCCACAUCUAUAGCCCCAGGACUGCUAGCUGUGCUGUGGCUUGGGCCCCGACCUGUUCGAUAUGCUGUCUGCCUCAUCCAGAUGUUCUUUGUACAUGCACUGACUGCUGUGGAAUCUGGUGUGCUUUUGGCCAUGGCCUGUGAUCGCGCUGUGGCAGUGGGACGUCCACUACACUACCCUAUCGUGGUUACUAAAGCCCGGGUGGGCUAUGCAAUCUUGGCAUUAACACUGAAAGCUGUGGCUAUUGUGGUGCCUUUCCCUCUGUUGGUGGCACGAUUUGAGCACUUCCAUGCCAAGAUCAUACACCAUGCCUAUUGUGCACACAUGGCAGUUGUAGAGCUGGUGGUAGGUAACACACGAGUCAACAACUUAUAUGGGCUGGCACUUUCAUUGGCUGUGUCUGGGGUAGAUAUUCUGGGCAUUGCUGGAUCUUAUGGGCUCAUUGCCCAUGCUGUGCUUCGGCUACCUACCCGGGAGGCCCGGGCAAAGGCCUUUGGUACAUGUAGUUCUCACAUCUGUGUCAUCCUGGCCUUCUAUGUGCCUGGUCUCUUCUCCUACCUCACACACCGCUUUGGUCGUCACACUGUCCCAAAGUCAGUGCAUAUCCUUUUGUCCAACAUCUAUUUGCUGCUGCCACCUGCCCUCAACCCCCUCAUUUAUGGGGUCCGCACCAAGCAGAUCAGGGAUCGAUUCUUAGAAAUGCUCAAAUUCAGAAAAAAGCCAUUUUAAUGGACAGUGGGACCUUGGAGUAAACAGGGUAAGGAAACUCCCUUUGAGCAAAACCUAGUCUAGAAGUGUGGGUUAUGUUGUCUUUGUCCUACAUAUGCAUGCAUAGAACUGUGAUGACCCAAAAGGUAUUGACUGUGAAGCCCUUGGUGUAUACCACUGGCACCCGUAUACUUUGGCCUAGCCAGCCAUGUCUUUCUUGAAAGGAGGCAAAGGCAGGUGCUGCACAUUACCAUGCAGGGAAUACAAAAGGAGAUGAAGGAACUAGUUGAGAUCCCAAGAUCUAGUCUAUUUGAGAAUCUCCCUUUCCUGUCCCCACCCCAUCAUUUGAACCCAAGUCUCACUAUGCUUAAAUGUGUCGAUGUCUGGAGUUACAACGCUCUCUGUACCUGCAGUCAGACUCUAUUUUCAGCCUGUUCUCAAGGAGUUACACAAACUUAUACUCCACAUUUUAAGAAACUGGAAAGUGUACCCUAUAGUGCCAAUCUACCCAGAAUAUGGGACUUUAAGACACUCCCAAAGAAUUCUCUUGGUCUUGUGUGUAAUCACUACUUUCCUCUUCCUUCAAUUCCAAUGAACAUCCCCUAAAGCAAUACCUACAACUUCUUUCUCUGAGGCUGGGACUUUGGGAGUCAAGUAUCCAACUGAAAAAUUAAAGAUGGUAUCUAAAUGAUCAAGCCAUUGUAAUUACUUGUCAAAAUCUGCCGUUUUGUUUUCCCUCAGCCAAGAAUGGAAAGUCCCCCAAUAAAAUCCCAUCAGAACCCCUAUGUGUCCUGUUCAUUGUCACUAACAGCAUGUGAUACUGGUGCAAUAUGAUGAAAUUGGGAGUAUUUCAUGCUGCUGCCACUGCCCAGAGACAUUAAACAGGAAGUGGCAUGGUGUUGCCCAAUGGGGGAAUUCAUUUUCAGUUAAGGCUGAAUAAUAGAAGGAAUAAUAUAUGAGACAGGGAGCCACAGCUGUAAAGUCAGAGAAAACUGCAGUCAUCAAGUCUUGGUGUUAGUCAGAGAUCUGAAGCAAGAACCACUCUGCACAGUAGCUCAGAGAGCUGGACCAAGCAGCAUGAGACAUCAUACAGACGAGGUAGCUCCUGUGUAGAACAUUUGUCAUUUCUAGGGCUAAAUGGGGUCUCACUAGACCCCUAUAAAUAAAGAGGUACCUCAAAAUGCCUGCAUGAUUUCAAGAGCACACUGAAUCUGAAUGGCUGAAGAGGGCGUCUAGUCCAGUGUUUCUCAACCUUCCUAAUGCUGCAACCCCUUAAAACAGUUCAUGUUGUGAUGACCAUCAACCAUAAAAUUAUUUUCAUUGCUACUUCCUAACUGUAAUUUUGCUGUUAUGGACAAUAAUGUAAAUACCUUUGGAGAUAGUGGCUUGUCAAGGGGGUCACAACCCACAGGUCAAGAACCACUGGUCUAGUCAAUCAUGUAUGUGUUUAGUUAUUCCCAAAACUUAUUUUUCAUGAAGUUCUAAGUUUAAAAGCUCUCCACGAAAUGAUUUUAUAGAAAACUAACGAACUACUAGUCCUAGAGCUAGAAGAGAUGGCUCAGUGGGAAAACUCCUUGCCUGAAAGCAUGACAACCUCUGUUCAGAUAGAUUCCCAGCACCCACAUAAAAGCUAGGUGCAAGUCUGCAACCCCAGUACUGAGGAGGAAGACAGAGAAGAGAUAGGCAGAUCCCGGGAGCUCCCAGGCCAUUCAGUGAACUCCAGGUUAAGAAAGAGACUGCCCCAAAAGAUACGGAGAAUGACAGAGGAAAACACCCCACCUUCAACUCUGGUUCCUCCGUACACAUGUGUGUGCACACAAAAACAUACUGAACCUGAUGGAUCACAAGAUACCCAUCUCUCUCAUAAGAAAUUUCCCUUUAGGGAUGUGGGGAUAUGGGGUGGCUUGGGAGGGAGGGCUGGGGGAUGGGAGGAGGGAGGAGGUGGGAUCUGUGGGUGGUGUGUAGAGUGAGUAGAAAAUUUCUUAAUAAAGAAAAAUGAAAAAAAAUUUCCUUUUGAUAAAUCUAUUCUGAAAAAUAACUGAGAUGUGAACAAACAUGUAUGGCAGUAGAAUAUUUAUUACAUUAUUAUUAAGAAAUAUAAAGGAAUUCCUGUGUGAUAAUCCCAUAUCACACAUACAUACACACACACACACCAUUUUCCCUCUGAUACAUGGGAAGGGAAAUCAUGUGCAAUCAAUGCUCAUGAGCAGAGUCUGUCACCAUCCCAACAUGGAGAGGGCACUGAGUCUGUCGCCAUCCCACCGUGAGAGACUGCUCUAAGGCACCUUCAGCUCCUAGCUGUGCAGAUCUCCCAAGGUCUCUUGUUCCAAAGCUGUGUGCUGAGAAUGUUUUUCCUUCAAGCCAUAAAUCUAACACAUUUGUGUUUUGUUGACAAUGCAUACAUACCUACCAUGUGAUAUGUUCAGAAAGCUUUAUCAGCACAUUCUCAUUCUUCACAAUAACCUGAGAAUCAACAAUAUGCCCACAACUCAUCACCUAUAUUUUCAAAAUAAAUACUCUCUGUAGAAACUUUUUUUCUAUAGCUUUGGCCCAAACCCUAGUCCCAUCCAUUAUGAUCUUAUUUAUAGCCUUUACUUCACUUAGUGUAAAUAUUCACAUACUUAACUGAAAAGAAUGUUGAUAUGUUUGACUAUAGGGCACCCUGAAUCUCAACUGUGAUAUUCCUUAACAUAUGAAAUAUUAUUCCCUUCCAUAAACUGAAAAAUUCUCAGCUCUAGUACAUAUAUAUCCCAAAAAGCUUAAAAUAAAGCAUCAAGAGUUUAUAUAAUUAUCCCUGCAGCCUGAAACAAAGGAGUAUUAAGGAUCUUUAUCACCUCAAAGUCUUUACUGUCAACGCUAUUCUAUGCUGCCAUGAGAUUCACGCAGAUAGUCUCACGUUCUGUGCAUAAACCGUCCUAUUUAUUUCUCCCAGUCUCCAUCCAGAUCACUCUGAUAUCCUCAAGGUGAUCAGUGCCUCUUCCAAAGAUACCACAGAAUGAUGGCACAUGGGAAGCAAAUCCCAGCAAGAUACAGACCAACAGCCCAACCCUUGGGCUCACCAACUCAUCCAGACUCAAUUGCCAUCUGUUUUUCUUCAGUAUCUUUCAGUCUCAGACUCUGAGCAAAAAGGAAAGAGAUUUACUCAACAUUAAGAUACAUCACAGAAUUUAGGGAGCCUAGAGAUUCACAAGAAUCAGAAAGCAAGAAAAGGGCAGAAGGUGUGGGCUUCCAACUGAGUAGUUUAUCAGAACCCAAUCUGCCCUCUGAACCCAUGUCCAUGAACAAAAACUCUAAAAUCUUCUGCUUCCUAUUUGACCAAUAAGCCACCAUCCCUGCACUGAUCUCAUCCAUCUCUUCUCAUUCUGGAUUCCCCGUGUCAUCUGUCCCUCUUUGCCUCUCAGUCAGCUCUUCGACACUGCAAAGGUGCAGAGGUACAUGGUUCUGUCCCUUCUACUGGUCUCUAUCUGUCUCUUACUCCACUUCAGUGUUCCUUAUAAUUUCUUUCAGAAGGGAACAGAGUUGCCAACUACACUACACUAUCUAUCUUUUCCUUGUCAAACAAAAUGAAAGGAUGUGCUAAACUAGGUGUGAUGGUAUAUACCUGCAAUUGUAGCACUUAAGACAGAAAAAGAAGUACCACAAGUAGGAGGCCAGCUUCAGUGACACAGUGAUAUGCUGGCUCAGGGAAUGGAGAGAAUGGCUCAGGGGUUAAAAGCACUGGCUACUCUUCCAGAGGACAAGGGUUCAAUUCCCAGCACCCACCUGGCAGCUUACAAUUGUCUCUAAUUCCAGUCCAAGGAAUUUGAUGUCCUCUUCUGGACCCCACUGGCACCAGGAACACACAUGAUGCAUAGACAUACACGUAGGCAAAACAUCCAAAAACGUUAAAAAUUAGAGCCCUAAUAUCAAAGAUGGUAUUUUGUUAGGGCCUUGUUAAACAGGUAUAAAGAAAGAAUUUGGUUUUGGUUCUCUUAAGAAACUCAAGGUUUCUCAUUUGGACUGAUGUGGCUUCUCUUGUAUCCUGCCCACUUCCUUCUCACUAAGCCACAAGUAUUUCUCUCAUCACACACUGAAGUGAGCCAUGCAACAGCACCAAAAGGAGCUACUGUUCCAAUAGUAAGAGCUGGAACCCCAGGUCUGUUAUUAACUAUUCACUGUAUUGUUGGCUAAUUAAUUUUUCUGAACCCUUUCUUCACUAUAAAAUGAAACAAUAAUGCCUACUUCAGAAAAGAAGCUGGGCACAGUAGUGCAUACCUGUAAUCCCAGCAUUCAGGAAUCUGAAGCAGGAGGAUUGCUGUGAGUUCUGGCCAGUGUGUAGCUACAUAAUGAGUUCAGAGCCAUUCUGGAUUACAUAGUGGGGCCCUGUCUCAAAAAAAAAAAACCAAAAAACAAAACAAAAAACCACCAAGAGAUUCCUAAAAGAA